UUUAUUUUUAAAGAUUAGAGAUGAUGUUUAUUAUAUAUAGCACUGACUGUAUUUUGUUGAAUAAUUUCUGUUUAACUUUUUAUGAAAAACUUGUUAGGAAAAUCCACUGGAAGAAUUGGUAGAUCUUUUUAUUUUUAGACGAAAUUCAUCUCCAAAACAACAAGAAAGACCCAAGUAGCUGGCCUCCCCAACUUUAAUUUCUUGGAAAUUUAUUAAUUUAAUCUACUUCACAAAAUCCAAGGUCAGAGCUCAAACAGCUCCCAGAGUGAUUUAAAAAUGGACGCUGAUUCAUGGAGUACCCGCCUUUCUUCAGUUUCUAAGAGAUACCAAUUUACUCUUCAAUCACGGUCAGAUAUGUUUAUGGGGUUUGAAGAAAUAGAUGGAGAAGAUGAUAUAAGAGAGGAAUUUCCAUCUCCUUUUUGUUCAGAACAUUUCGAUAUCCUCAGCUUGUGCUGUCACAUUGAUGAUGAGCAUCCCAUGGAGGCUAAAAAUGGGGUAUGCCCGGUCUAUGCAAUGAAAGUGGAAGUCGAUAUGGUUGCACAUAUAACCCUACAACACGGAAAUAUAUUCAAGAUGCAGCACAAAAGGAAAUCAAGUAAAGGUGGAUCUCAUUCAACUCUAUCUCGUUUGAGAAAAGAGCUGCGAGAAGGAAACCUACAGUCUUCAUCCAAUUCAGCACCUGAUCCGUUGUUGUCUUCAUUUAUUUUGCCCAUGGUUGAUGAUUUUGUUAGUGUUAAGCCUCACUUUUCUUGCGAAACAAGUGCAACUGAGAAAAGUUCAGACAUUAAUAAGUUGGAAAGAAAUGUUCCAUUGACUCUUCUUUCAGUCAAGGAUCAGGAAGAGAAGACAGAAAGAUGUGAGUUUAUUCAAGGGCUGCUGUUGUCCACAAUUCUUGAUGAUAUUUUAUGAAAAGCACUCUGCCUUCAUAUUGGUUGCUCCAAUUGCGGACCUAAAACCCUUGGGUCCUGCGUCCUAUGGUUUGUUAUGUUGGCUUUUGGUGAAUAUAGAUGGAAGCAAAAUGUUGAAUAAGGUGUAGGAAUGAAUGAAUGUAACUUAUGUUGGAUGUUGAGUUUCUCUUCAUCUUUUUUAAUUUCAGGUCAUGAUAGAUAAAUAUCAUCAAAGAAGAAUAAUUUAAAUCCAAGAA
Gossypium raimondii (Peruvian cotton) is the source of this 1144-nucleotide messenger RNA. Its product is annotated as protein DEHYDRATION-INDUCED 19 homolog 3. The transcript has 5 exons. Bases 277 to 909 code for a protein of 210 amino acids. The record is from RefSeq and is a predicted model, not a curated record. Lineage: Eukaryota; Viridiplantae; Streptophyta; Magnoliopsida; Malvales; Malvaceae.